This is a messenger RNA of Arabidopsis lyrata subsp. lyrata, 3307 nucleotides long. RefSeq lists its product as uncharacterized. Lineage: Eukaryota; Viridiplantae; Streptophyta; Magnoliopsida; Brassicales; Brassicaceae. The transcript has a single exon. The record is from RefSeq and is a predicted model, not a curated record.
GAUUUAAGGAAGAAGAAGAAGAAGAAGAGAAAGUCAUCACAAGUGUUGACUAAGUUGACUUGGCAAAUGAGGGCAAAGACUCUUUCACUAUCAGAGGCUUUGCCGUUGAAACUCUUCUUCUUUAAAUAGAGACUUGAUUGCUACAGAGAGAUUAUGCUUUUGAUGUUGAGAGUUCUCGUGAGAGACUUUGGCCUAGCGAUGUGCUAGAAGAGAGAUCAAUGUUGAUCUCUGUGUAAUCGUUGCUUAGAUCUAUGUUGAUUUGAGUAUAACGAUUCUUAUCUUCUCUUUGUGGUUACGUAAUCGAUUCUAUAAUAUCUAUCAAGAGUUUACAGAGUUCAAGGUAUUGAAACCUUAACAAUGGUGCGGUGAAACUGGUUCGAAUCUCACGCAAUGUUGAGUUUGGGGGAUUUGAAACGAAAGCUUGAUUCGAUGGAGACGACUCGAUCGAAGGUGCAAUCCAUGGACGAUACGUUGCAGACGAUGGUUUCUGACUUGGAGGGAUUGGAAUCACGAUCGUUUUCCGGUGGCACAAAGCAGAUGGAGAUUCAUCGUUCAUCGCGAAAAGGACAACAUGACCAACCAGAGUUCGAAUCUAAAACUAUGAAGAAAUUGGGUGAAUCGGCGUCGUAAAUUUCAAAAAACAGUGGAUCCAUGAACGCAACGAUGAGUUGUGUUGAGGUUCCGGUGUUUACUGGUGAUGAUUUGCGGCCAUGGAUUGAUUGGAUGGAGCAAUACUUUGCUCGCUAUGAUGAUUUCACAGAUUUGCAGAAACAGGCAAUGGCUUAUGGAUUCAUCGAAGGAGAAGCUUUAUCUUGGUAUCAUCAGAGACAGAAGGUGAUGGUGUUCCAAUCCUGGGAUGAGUUGAAGCAGAAUAUGUUGUUGAAGUUUGGACGCAUUGACGAUCCGGAGAGGAUCAAAGUAAGCACAGAGAACGACAAGGAAUUGCAGAGAUUCUUAGCGAUUCUUCGAAACGAUCGUCUAUGGAAGGAACAACGAGAAUCUCCAAAGAUUCAGGUGGUAGCAUCGUUUUGUGCACAAGAACAGAUUGCAACAAACACUUCGAUUCAAGAAGCAGAAGCGAUUAGUGCACAAGAAUCAGUAGGUGGAAAUUCUUCGAUUUCAGAGCUUGAAUCAGAGGCAAAGGAAUCAAAUAUGGAGAUUGAUGGUGUUUCACAACUGAAGGUAUCGAUAUCACUAUUGGAACCUAGCUUUAAAUUUAGCAAUGAUUCAUUGGAUGUCAUGGAUGCUUUCUCAUCUGUGUUCUUUGAGCAAUCACAAGUUGUCGAUGCUUUAGAAAUGGUUGAGAUUUCAGAGAUGUCUACAAGUGUUAAGACCACACAGUGUGCACUCCAACUGUUCGAUAAAAUGCUUAUGGGAGACGGAAGAAGGAAGCAACAUUGUAAGCUGCGACAAUAUCCUAAGGCUUGGCGAUUUAAGUUCAAAACAAAGUCAAGAAUUCAACAGCUCAAGGAUUAUUGUUCGUUUGCUCAAGUUAGAUUGGUAAGGAAGAAUAAAACAUUUCAGAGCUUGAGACUAAAGAAGCACGCUCAUAUGUCAAGGGUUCUAUGUAAAUUGAGGAUGUUGCAUGAUCCAGGAGGCAUGAAACAGCUUAUACAUGGUGAUAUGAAACCUAAGUUCUUAUGUAAAGUAGAAUCGGGGGAUGACACUGGUAUUGCACAAGAAGUAUCAAAAAACAGAUACAUCCAAGGACACAAACAGAUUGUUGGGACUAACAAAAAGCAUCCCAUUUUGUGUAGGAUAGCAAUCCAAGCACAUCCGUUUACUCUUUCCAAGCUUGAGGGCAAGCUUGUUUUCAACGGUGGAAGUAAUGGGGAGGCUGCCACAGGUUUAGGAAAUGAGAUGUUUAUGUUUCUUCAGAGUUUUCCACUGUGUUUUUGGACAAGAUCGGGACUGGAAAUUCAUGGUGAUAUGAAGCUCAUGUUCCUUUCUGCAUGCGAAUCAAGAGAAAGUUUCCGAGAUAGUUUUGUUACACCUAUACUACAAGUUGGUCUUGAAGAGAUAGAGCUUCAACGACUCCAAGAUAGUUAUGUUGUGUAUGUGUUGAGCAAUAUUGAAUCAUCACUUAGGAGGCUGAAGGAAAGAAGUUCAAACUCUUGGAAAUUUACAUACAAACAUGAGUCAGAAGGAAUACAACAACAUCAAAAUCAGUUUGGACCGAGAGAGCGUGAUGAGGAUAUGAAACUCUACAUGAAGCACAAAUGGCGAUCUAAGAGACUACAUUCAUUUACAAGGGAUUCAUGGAACAAUGAUUACUGUGCAACCAAGGCCAUACAUAUUCAGAAGAGGAUGACGCAGACACAUAUGUCACUGUUGCUGUCUAAAUGGAGGUUUCGACAAGAUUCCAGGGACCUGACACAUCUUGGGAUUGCAAGACUCCAAGUUUGGUACCGUUGCAAGAACAAAGCUGGGAAGUUACAACCAUUUUCAGAACUAAUGAUGUGGGGUUUUGUCCAUUCUCGGUCCGGCGAAGGGAUCGGCUUCUUGGGAUUAGUUAAUGCAUUUUUAGUUGCAGCUAAUGGAGCCUUUAUUAUUGAUGCAGCAGCAAUAUCACUCUCUUCACAGUCUAUUGGAGUACAACAAUAUAGGACAGUGAUGUUCUUGUGUAUGGGUAUCCAACAUUUGCACAUGAGACUACUUACUUGGAUGACUCUAAAGGAUGGGAUGAUGGGGCUGUGUUCCAGUGGGUGUGCUAGAUGUGUUUUUGAGAGGUGUCACAGGCUUACGCACAGAACAAGGGAGGACCAGUCGACAAGUGCCUUGCACAAUUUCAAGAAACAGAAGUUUCGCAAGGCAUGGAAAUUCAAGUUUAAACAGAAGGCAUACAAGAGAGACUGGGCUGCAUAUCAGAAACCUGUGGCAAUACAAAUGAUUCAGAAGCUGGUCGUUUAUUUCUUUCUUUUACAAAGCUUGAGGACAAGCUUGUUUUCAAAGGGGGAAGUAUUGAUACGAUUUAAGGAAGAAGAAGAAGAAGAAGAGAAAGUCAUCACAAGUGUUGACUAAGUUGACUUGGCAAAUGAGGGCAAAGACUCUUUCACUAUCAGAGGCUUUGCCGUUGAAACUCUUCUUCUUUAAAUAGAGACUUGAUUGCUACAGAGAGAUUAUGCUUUUGAUGUUGAGAGCUCUCGUGAGAGACUUUGGCCUAGCGAUGUGCUAGAAGAGAGAUCAAUGUUGAUCUCUGUGUAAUCGUUGCUUAGAUCUAUGUUGAUUUGAGUAUAACGAUUCUUAUCUUCUCUUUGUGGUUACGUAAUCGAUUCUAUAAUAUCUAUCAAGAGUUUACAGAGUUCAA